CAAGCAAAGCAGGGCUGGUGUAAACCGUCACCAACCAAAACACGGGAUACACGGGAUACACGCAGAUUACACCUUUGAUUGGUUAUUGGAGAGGCUUGGAGAAAAUAUCCCAUUUUGUCGAAGUCCGGGGGCGGGGCAUACCAAAAAGUAAUGGCCAUCUAUUUAGGGUCUGGCCAGGGGAUUUCUCGUCUAUCAUAGCUAUUCUAUAGAAUUCGCCGUUUGUAGAGCGAACAAGGUAAACAUCGUAACCAGUAUUACUAGUCGUAUUCGUUAAUUGCAGUCGCGUUCGGUCUGAAUAUAGUUGAUAUAUCGCCUGAACUUGAUACACCAAUUUAGGGUUAACCAGCCAUCUAGCCACGCUAGCUAUCAGUAUCAGCUCACCAGCCAACAUUUAGAACCUUCCUUGGGCGUGAUAGUUUGGACGUUUCGAGUCGAUCACAUGCGGAUAUUUGUAUAACGCAGUUAUUACACAGUAUCUCAUACCACAAGUCAACAUGGGAAUGAUUUUAUUUUCAAGAGAUUGACGACGACAAAACGGAUUAAGGGCAAUUUGGUCUUGGGUAAAAAGUUGUACGCAGGAUUAAAGAUAUCUUUAUGGUUAAGAAGAGAGUUGCCAAGUCUUUAUCUCCCAUCUACAAAAAAGGGCAUGCCAAAAUCCCAGUAAUGGAGACCACGGCUGUGAGUACCACCACUCUGGCCAAUGAUGAGUUUGACAGGAACGUGCCGCGGAUCUGCGGUGUGUGCGGGGACAAGGCCUCCGGAUUCCACUUCAAUGCCAUGACCUGCGAGGGCUGCAAGGGCUUCUUCAGACGCAGUAUGAAGCGCAAGGCCAGCUUCACCUGUCCCUUCAACGGCAGUUGCACCAUAACCAAGGACAACCGCCGCCACUGCCAGGCCUGCCGGCUCAAGCGCUGCGUGGACAUCGGCAUGAUGAAGGAGUUUAUUCUGACAGACGAGGAGGUGCAGAGGAAGAAGGACCUGAUUCAACGGAGAAAGGAUGAGGAGGCGCAGAGGGAGGCGCAGCGACCCCGGCUGAGCGAGGAGCAGAGCCAGGUCAUCGCCACACUGGUGGAGGCUCACCACAAGACCUACGACGACUCCUACUCUGACUUCAACCGCUUCAGGCCUCCGGUCCGAGAAGGCCCAGUGACACGCAGUGCCAGCAGAGCUGCCUCUCUCCACUCUCUAUCUGAUGCCUCAUCUGACUCCUUCAGCCACUCUCCAGAGUCGGUGGACACUAAGCUGAUGAACUUCAGUAACCUGCUGAUGAUGUACCAGGAGCAGGGGGGCAGCCCGGACUCCGACGACGACGGCUCCAAGCUCUCCAUGCUGCCCCACCUGGCCGACCUGGUCAGCUACAGCAUCCAAAAGGUCAUCGGCUUCGCCAAGAUGAUCCCUGGCUUCAGGGAGCUGACGGCUGAGGACCAGAUUGCCCUGCUCAAGUCGAGUGCCAUCGAGGUGAUCAUGCUGCGCUCCAACCAGUCCUUCAAUCUGGAUGACAUGUCCUGGAGCUGCGGAGGGUCCGACUUCAAGUACUGCGUCAACGACGUCGCUAAAGCGGGCCACACUCUGGAGCUGCUGGAGCCCCUGGUCAAAUUCCAGAUUGGCCUGAAAAAACUCAACCUCCACGAGGAGGAACACGUGCUGCUCAUGGCCAUCUGCCUACUCUCCCCAGACCGCCCGGGCGUGCAGGACCACGGGCGCAUCGAGACCCUGCAGGACCAUUUGUCGGAGACGCUGCAGGCCUACAUCCAACUGCACCACCCGGGCGGCCGCCUCGUGUACGCCAAAAUGAUCCAGAAGCUGGCGGACCUGCGCAGCCUGAACGAGGAGCACUCCAAGCAGUACCGCUCGCUGUCCUUCCAGCCCGAGCACAGCAUGCAGCUGACCCCGCUGGUGCUGGAGGUGUUCGGCAGCGAGUUCACUCGCAUAUCGCACGUCUGACACAACAAUGUAAGAAAUACCUGCACCUGGUUUCCGCCAUAUUCGGCUUUCAUUGAAGGACAGAGGGGAGGGAGCAACAUCCUGGAAUGAAACGCAGCCAGAGACUUAACUGUCACCUCUGUAUAGAGAGGUCAUGAGUCAUAUGGUUUCGGCCGGAGAGUUGGAGUGUCUGCUCCUCUUGGCACAGUUGGAAUGGUCUUUGCCCUCACUAGAUGUCUCUCACUCUGUCCCCUUUCCCCAAUCCAUCUCUUCUCUCUCUCCUUCCCUCCUUCUCUCAGCUCAUUUUCUCCACUCUUAUGCCCCAGCCCACAUUUUUAGAGUAGACUAUUCCAUAUAGAUCUUCAGAUUUUCAGGAAAGGGCAAAAGUUCUGAGAGGACAACCCUCAGUAUCCAUUUAAUGCUGCUUUUAUCAAGAACAUCACAGGUUGAUGUGAAUGUUGUUGUUCUUACUACCAUUGGCACGGUUGAGUAUCACCCAGCAUAAAUAUGCUAACCAGGACAUAGGAGGCCACAGUGUCGUGUUGUGUAGUUUUUGUAAAGCUGAGUAGUUUAGGUUGGUCUGAAGCUAGGGCAAGCUGGUUCUAGAAAAGCACACAUGGGGCAAGUUCCUAUUUGAACAAUGUGGACUUGAGGAAGUUGAUGCCCAUCUAUAAACUUUCAUUCAACCGCUUUAAUUGAUCAGUGUAAUGUUAAUCGCCAGCUACCACAGCCGCGGGAAGUAGCGGCGCUACAGUACCUCCGGAAAUAUCGGAAUUACAUUAUGAAAACGUUUUUGUUGUUGUUUUUGUUUAACAAAUGUAGGCCUUUACAAGUCCUGUAUUAGUGGACCUAUAUAGCAGUCUGUAGCGUGGGCAAAAAAAAAAAAAAAAAUUCUACCCUGCCCGACAGUUAGUGCCAAUUGAAGAUGUUGAGUAACUGCUUUAAUAUCUUUUGAGUACUGUUUUUGAAUACGUUUUGGCAAUGGUCCCUGCUAUCUUUCCAACUAACUCUCUCAAUUUUGACCAUUUGUUUUCAAACAACUUUUAAAAAUGAAAAGACCAAAUGUGUCUAGGAAAAAAAUCUGCCAGUUUGAUAAUCAGUCGUCAUGCUAGCUAUUGGAGGUACACUGCCGUUCAAAAGUUUGGGUUCACUUAGAAAUGUCCUUGUUUUCCAUGAAAACAUACAUGAAAUGAGUUGCAAAAUGAAUAGGAAAUAUAGUCAAGACGUUGACACGGUUAGAAUGAAUGAUUUUUCAAUUGAAAUAAUAAUUGUGUCCUUCAAAACGUAGCUUUCGUCAAAGAAUCCUCCAUUUGCAGCAAUUACAGCCUUGCAGACCUUUGGUAUUCUAGUUGUCAAUUUGUUGAUUUCACCCCAUGCUUCCUGAAGUUGGAUUGGCUUGAUGGGCACUUCUUACGUACCAUACGGUCAAGCUGCUCCCACAACAGCUCAAUAGGGUUGAGAUCCGGUGACUGUGCUGGCCACUCCAUUAUAGACAGAAUUCAUGCUGACUGCUUCUUCCUGAAAUGGUUCUUGCAUAGCUUGGAGCUGUGGUUUGGGUCCUUGUCCUGUGACGAAAUUGGCUCCAAUUAAGCGCCGUCCACAGGGUAUGGCAUGGCAUUGCAAAAUGGAGUGAUAAACUUCCUUCUUCAAGAUCCCUUUUACCCUGUACAAAUCUCCCACUUUACCACCGCCAAAGCACACCCAGACCGUCAUAUAGCCUCCACAAUGCUUGACAGAUGGCGUCAAGCACUCCUCCAGCAUCUUUUCACUUUUCCUGAGUCUCACGAAUUGUCUUCUUUGUGAUCCGAACACCUCAACCUUAGAUUCGUCUGUCCAUAACACUUUGUCCAGUGUCUGAGUUAUUUUGCCUAUCUUAAUCUUUUAUUUUUAUUGGCCAGUCUGAGAUAUGGCUUUUUCUUUGCAACUCUGCCUAGAAAGCCAGCAUCCUGGUGUCGGCUCUUCACUGUUGAUGUUGAGACUGGUGUUUUGCGG
Messenger RNA from Oncorhynchus gorbuscha (pink salmon), 3915 nucleotides. RefSeq names its product vitamin D3 receptor B. The record is from RefSeq and is a predicted model, not a curated record. Gene Ontology annotation, cellular component: nucleus. Gene Ontology annotation, biological process: negative regulation of transcription by RNA polymerase II; cell differentiation; positive regulation of transcription by RNA polymerase II. Gene Ontology annotation, molecular function: vitamin D response element binding; zinc ion binding; nuclear receptor activity. The coding region runs from base 595 to 1944 and encodes 449 amino acids. The transcript has 11 exons. NCBI's taxonomy places the organism in Eukaryota, Metazoa, Chordata, Actinopteri, Salmoniformes, Salmonidae.